CCGGCGGGCGACCAGGAAACGCCAGUGUAGGACGUCCGGGACCACAAAGGCGCAGAAGGCGUUCUGUCUAGGGAUUCUCGCCACUCGGCGCGAACUAGAGGCCUAAACGCCGCACUCGGGUCCCAGGAACAGCGGCAAAUGGCGUCGGCCGCGAUCAACCCGGAAGUCCCGCCCGAAAGGCCCCUCUCGUGGCCGCCAUUGGCCCAGCUCCCGCCGCACGCGCAGCGCACGGCCUUCUGGGUGGUGUAGUUUCCUCGCGCUCUCGCACAACGCGGCGGGCGCCUCACGCGGCGUUUCCUGGGUUUGGAAGUUCCCGGGCGCCCCUCAGACCCGACUGUCUACGGUGGGCGUAGCUCGCGGGGGCCAGGGGGCGGGUAGGGGUAAGACUGUCUGCUCUUGGCCUGGGAAAUCGAGGCUCAGAAGGCAGGGACGUCUGGACCGGGUUGCGGCCUGUGCAGAGGCGCCCUUCGAAGUAAAUCCGCACCGAGUCACUUUCUGGGUGAACCGAGGAAAAGUAGCCUAAUAACCGGCCAGAGGAGGGCGCCGGAAGUCCCGGCCAACGUGGACGCUCACCCUUCCCGUCUGGGCAUCCACACGUGGCACGGACUUCUGAGUCGCGGAAGUAGACGCGAACGUGCGAGCACCUGCUUACUCCUGAGAGAUGGUAGUGACACAUCAUCGGCGCAGUCGCACCAGAUUCACAGAAGAUCAGUUGAAAGUCCUCAUCAACACCUUUAACCAGAAGCCUUACCCUGGUUAUGUGACCAAAAGAGAACUUGCUAUAGAAACCAACACUGAAGAGUCAAGAAUUCAGAUUUGGUUUCAGAAUCGAAGAGCUAGGCAUCUACUCAAGAAGCAGCCAGACCGGGAGAAGGCUUUAGAAUCAAGUGAAGUCCCUGGGCAACAUCACCCUGCACAGCAGAUUCGAGGUAAUGAAGACAGACGGCAUCGUACCAGCUAUAGCUUCUCUCAGUUAGAAACUCUCAACAAGGCAUUUAUGAACAACCCUUACCCUGGGAUUGAUUCCAGAGAACAACUUGCCAAGGAAAUUGGGGUUCCAGAGUCAAGAGUUCAAAUUUGGUUUCAAAAUCGAAGAUCUAGAUUACAUGUCCAGAGAAAAAGGGAACUUGAGUCCUUAGAACAAAGCGAGAGACAAGAUCUCUGAGAGUUUGCGGUAACCAGACUGUUCCCACUUUGAUUCACAAGAGGAGCCUCCUGGAUGGCAAGUGCUUUUUCAUAGUGGAGUUGACUGCUCCUCUUGGGAGGUGGAAGCCAAGUCCAUUCAACUACCUUAGCAGGCUCUAUAGAAUCAGGAGAUUGUUGGAACCAUCGCCACCGUCCACCCAGAACCCUUUUUCAUCUUACAAAGUUGAAACUAUGCACCAAUCAUUACCUCCUCAUUCAUCCUUUCCCCCAGCUGGAAACCAUUCCAC
Molecule: messenger RNA, 1433 nt
Organism: Tupaia belangeri chinensis (Chinese tree shrew)
Lineage: Eukaryota; Metazoa; Chordata; Mammalia; Scandentia; Tupaiidae
Gene: DUXA
Product: double homeobox A
Exons: 5
Coding region: 662-1165 (167 amino acids)
Biological process (GO): regulation of transcription by RNA polymerase II
Cellular component (GO): nucleus
Molecular function (GO): RNA polymerase II transcription regulatory region sequence-specific DNA binding; DNA-binding transcription factor activity, RNA polymerase II-specific
Source: RefSeq, a predicted model, not a curated record